Anopheles maculipalpis is the source of this 600-nucleotide messenger RNA. It is a transcript of the gene mRpS11, whose product is annotated as 28S ribosomal protein S11, mitochondrial. Gene Ontology annotation, biological process: ribosomal small subunit assembly; translation; maturation of SSU-rRNA from tricistronic rRNA transcript (SSU-rRNA, 5.8S rRNA, LSU-rRNA). Gene Ontology annotation, molecular function: structural constituent of ribosome; mRNA 5'-UTR binding; small ribosomal subunit rRNA binding. Gene Ontology annotation, cellular component: mitochondrial small ribosomal subunit; ribosome. NCBI's taxonomy places the organism in Eukaryota, Metazoa, Arthropoda, Insecta, Diptera, Culicidae. The transcript is spliced from 3 exons. Bases 1 to 600 code for a protein of 199 amino acids. The record is from RefSeq and is a predicted model, not a curated record.
AUGGCUCUGCUGAAUCACCUGAAUCUACUAUCCAGUGCCGUGCGCCGGACAGUGUUCGGAAAUGUUAAAUCAUUCCACCAGACAGCUGCACUGUGCAAGGUGGAGGACCGUAAGGCAAUGCUUGCUUCCCUACCGAGCAAAGAUGAGGGAACCAUUGGCGAACGUUCGAUUGACAUUGAUUCCAUGAUCGACAAAAAGACAAGCAUAUUUCCCGAUGGCAACACCCCGACCGCACUGUUCAACGGGGUGCCGUUCAACGAGAUACCGAUAUGCCACAUUCGAGUAUCGCCGAACAACACAAUCAUUUCGAUUACGGAUGCUAAGGGUGUACCGCAGUUUAUCCGUUCGUGCGGUAUCGAGGGCUUUAAAAAUACACGCAAAGGCACAAACAUUGCAGCGCAGGCCACCGCCAUCAGCAUCAGUACGAGGGCGAUCGAACGAGGCUAUAAGACGGUUCGCGUGACGGUCCGGGGACUCGGACCGGGACGAAUGUCUGCUAUCAAGGGACUUGAAAUGGCUGGAUUGAACAUAAUUUCGAUUACGGAUACGACACCAGUGUCAUGGAAUCCACCCCGGCCCAGAAAGCAAAGAAAGCUGUAA